Molecule: messenger RNA, 2091 nt
Organism: Metarhizium brunneum ARSEF 3297
Lineage: Eukaryota; Fungi; Ascomycota; Sordariomycetes; Hypocreales; Clavicipitaceae
Product: Nitrogen assimilation transcription factor nirA
Source: RefSeq, a predicted model, not a curated record
AUGCCCGAGCACGCCGUAGUUAACAGGGCACGGCGGUUACGCCCCCUGCUCCCCUCAACGGGCUCCCGACUGGCACCGGCACCACCGCCAACGCUGCCUUCGAGGCCUCAUUCUGCCGCCGCCGCUUGCACAGAGUGUCGUAAGCACAAGACCAAGUGCUCCGCCGAACGGCCAGCAUGUCGUCGGUGUGUCCAACGACGGAUGGAAUGCCAUUACACCACGCAACCGGGGGAGAGACAGUCCCAGGCUCUCAAAAGAGCCUACAGCCACUUGCAGUACCAAGCUACUGCGCACGAAGAACUAUUUGAGCUUUUGAAGACGGUGCCAACCCAGGAGGCCCACGACAUAUUGAACAGAAUCAGACAUGGAACUGAUGUCGUCACCAUUCUCAACCAUGUGCGGGCUGGGGAUGUCUUGGUUCAAAUGGCUGUUGAGCCCGAGACUCGCUUUCGAUAUGAAUUCCCGUACAAAUCGGAACUCCCCCAAGAUUAUGUGCAACACAAUCCUUAUCUAGAUUCCAUCAUCUUCGAGGCAACCUCACUCUAUGCCACAGGCCAGGACUCGACACCUUCCGCAUCCUCCACCACUAACUCUGCUCCCAAUUCAGCAUCUGGCGCAUACGAGAGCCUCUAUUUAAAGCCGUUUCAUGCGUCUGAGGUUAUCGAGCCCCAGCUCUCCAAGGCGAAAAUAUCGUGGUGGACCGCGGUUUGCCAGGACGAUGUUCUCAUGAGAGACUUGCUUCGCGUCUUCUUUCGCUGCGAAUACCACUUCGCUGCCGCAUUUCAAAAGGACUUAUUUCUACAAGACUUGGCCGCAAGACGACAGGACUUUUGCUCAGCUCUACUCGUCAACAUUAUGCUUGCGUACUCUUGCGUCUGCUACCCACGGUUCUCGAAUCGCGCCGAGUACUGGAAUCCCAAUACGCUCGCCUAUCGCUUUCUGGCUGAGGCGAAACGUAUAUGGGAGUUGGAAGCCACCGAAGCACGCAUCACCACUAUACAGGCCGGUAUACUCUUCAAUGUCUUCCAUAACCUCUGCGGGUUAGACGAGAUAGGACAGGCCUAUAGAAUCCAGGCCAUUAAGUUGGCUCACCAACUUCGUCUAUUCGACAGCAGCGUGUAUAUGCACGAUCACAGAAUGAGGAAUGGCAGGGCAUUCGCCGCAUGGAGCUUGUUUAAUUGGGAAACGCUUGUUGGAUUUUCAUUUCUGUUUCCUCCACUUUUGAAAACGCCCCCUGACUGGCCACUGCCAGAUCCUUCAAAAGAAACGGGAUUUUACGGCGAGGUCUGGGUCAGGUAUCCGUUAACCCGUAGCCUUUCCCCAUCCUCCUUUGGUCCAGUCUUCAAGGCGAGAAGCGAGUUUCGCAUUAUCAUGAACGCAUAUUGUCAAGCAGCCUUUUCGGAAGGCUCGCAGGUAACCGUCGAGAAAGCCAACGGGUUUCUUUCGCGACUGAGAUGCUGGUAUGACGGCCUACCGGCACCGCUCCAACCAAAGACAAUCGUUUUGCCUGGACACCUACAACUUCACAUGUACUACCAUCACCUCAUACUCACCAUCUAUGAACCGCUACUUGAUGUAGCAACAGAAGGAGAACCAACGCCACAACAGAUUGUCGACGACGCCAGAAAACACCUCCAGACCCUUGUCCGGCUCUACUAUCUCCGCCAUGGUUUUGAGGCCAUGGACCUGUUCAUCGUCGUACCACUCAUGCUUGCAGGGUACGAGUGCAUCGACGCUAUUGGCGAGCAAGCAACCGGACCUCGACUUGAAGCCCUGCGAUCGACUUUGAUUCUCAUUGCAAAGGGGCUCUAUAACCAGCGCCGCAACCAUUACUUGGCCGAGGCUUUGUUUCGGGUCAUUCGCGGACGGAUGCGGCAGGAAGAGCUUUCCUUGUUGAAAACCACAGUGAGGCUGGAUGAGGACGAAGAAGAUGAGAGGAGGCAUAUGGCACAGGCUGUGCGGAGCCAUUGGCCUGUUAGUGUGGUCAAAAGGAAGGAGGAUGUGAAUUCACAUAUUCUGAAGAAUCUGGUGGAGACUUAUGCCCAUUUGAACGUAGACGAAGAGCCUGCGCCGGCUGAGGAUACCGAGUGA